UUAAAUAUUAACUUCUUUAAGUGCUAUAUAAACAAAUAAUUGAAAUAACCACCCUGACCCAUUCUAUAACUUUUGACAUGUGAAUCCAAUGUUAUUGUUAAAACCACGUUGUUACAUUGGGGGUGUGGCAAAUUCAGGAAAUGACGACACAAGAUGGUUGUUCUGCUCAACUAUGGCGAACGAAGAUGCGAUCGUGUUAAACUUCAACGACAGUUUAUUGCGAGCUUCGGAUCUUGAAAUAUUAGAUGGACCUAACUGGCUAAAUGAUAAACUGAUCGGGUUUUGUUUUGAAUAUUAUGAAAGAGAACAGUUCAACCAUUCAGCAGAUAAAUUAUCUCUUAUUAGUCCGUCGGUUACACAGUUCAUCAAAUUAGCACCAGUUGAAGAAUUAACAGUUAUUCUAGAAUCAUUGAACCUUCCAUUAAAACAGUUUGUAUUUUUAGCUGUCAAUGACAAUGAAGACUCAAAUAAUGUAGGAGGUACACAUUGGAGCUUAUUAGUGUAUAUACGCAGUAAACAAGAAUUUCAUCAUUUUGAUUCAGCCAAUCAUGCGAAUGAACAUAUAGCCAAAAAGUUAGCAUAUAGAUUACAACCAUUUGUACAUGCACCCAGAGGUAGAAUGAAAUUUAUUGAAAUGGAUUCUCCACAACAAGCAAAUUGUUAUGAUUGUGGAAUUUAUGUCAUCUCAAUAGCUGAACAUUUAUGCCGAGAAUUUUGUGAAUGUAUCAACGACGUCUCUUUAUCUCAUGUGGUUACUGCCACAACAGUGUCAAAAAAACGUGAACAGCUUAAAGAACUUAUAAGAAGCGUAGCAGAAGAGCAUGCAAGCUGACAAACAGUUGAUAAUAUGUGAUUUAGUACCUCAUUGUAUUCAGGAGUUGGGUUGUCCGUUUUACCUAUCUUUCUGUGGUUUUAAUUCAGUAAUUAAAUGGGAUUUUCCAGAUGGCUUAUAUAACUAGUCCAAUCUUUUUUCCCAAUAUGGCUCUGCAGUUACUUUUGUUUGUUUUAAUUUAAAGUAAGGUAUACAAUGUAUGACAAACUAACUCAUAGAGUAUAAGAGAUUAACACAAACUUUUAUUUAAGCCAAAUAUAUUUUUAUGUAUUAAACCAUUCAAUGCAAUGAUUAGGCCGCAAUUAAUUAAUUGUUUGUUUCUCAUGACCCGUCUGCAUGUCUGUUUUCAUCCAUAAUAAUUACGUACUUCCAUAAUUAUUUGGUCAAAUUUAGUGAGGUCACAAAUUUGUCCUGUAAAAUUUGUAAAACUAUAUUGAUUAGCCUUCAAAUAUGAACAGUGAACUGAUGCAUUAAAAUUCACUAUUUAUCGAUAAACAUGAAACUGUAGGUGAUAAGUAAAGUCUAGUAGGCUAGCGUGUGAAAAAAUAUAUGAAGUCCAUCCAUGAAACUGAAACAGGAAGUUAAAAAAGCUGUAUCAUAUCUGUCAUUCAAACCAAGGAAUGGUAGCUACAGCAUUUUCUUUCACCAAAGACGACAUACAUACUUCAUAAGGCACUUGUCAUUUGUAAUAAAAUUCACAGAAAGAAAUAAAUAUCUUUAAAUUCCUGCUAAAAUAUUUUAUUUACGUGACUAGCACUCUGUGACAAACGGCUCCAAAACUGCCACCAUGAGGUAUGGACUGAUUGACACUGCUUCACAUUAUUUUAUUAACCAGUCCUAAAUUGACACAAAGAUACUAAUAAAUGUAAAUAGUUUGAUGAAGAUAGACAAAAUUAUAAAAGUGUUUAUAUUAUCACGAGUCGAUGCCAUUUGCCGAUGGGGCAGAGUUGAAGACACUUAACAUAUCUUCCUUCACGGUUAGAGAAACGAACAAAUGUGCAAUAAAUUCUUUGGACUUGUUAAAUAAUCUAACUUAUUUUGUAUUUAAAAAUCCGAAGGUAUGCCUUUAAAUAUUUAUAUCAGAUCAAGUUACCAACCUGAUUGGAACAGAUGAUUUUGUAACCUGUCAAAGUAGGGAAAGAUGAAGAAAUGAAAUGCCAAGAAUUAAUGAAACAACGAAUGGUUAACUUAGAAGCAUAUCACUAAUAAUUUAGAACUAUUAUUAUGAUCAAGUCUUCAGAUGCCUGACUUUUGUGCAACAGAUAUUUUAAUCUAUAAAACUUUGAUUAAAUGUGAAUAAAUCGCAGAUGCCGGUUACCGUUGGAUUUUCAAUGCCCCAAAUAACUGACAAUUGCUGAAAUAGAAACAGCGUUAAACUCAAAAAAUUUAAAUUCCAUCAUCUCAAUAAUUAAUAAUUACCUCAUGUAGCAUGUAUAUUUCACAAACACUGAUCAUGAGAAACAACAAUUAAUUAACCAUGGUCUUAUAAGUGAUGUAUUAUAAAUGUAUUAAGGAUGUGAUGAUUAUAUAGGUAUGUUAGUAAAAGUGAUAUCUGGUUGUACAGGAGGAUUCUUAUAUAUGAUGUACAUUUACUAAAAAACGCAAUAAUAAUGACUUUUACACAUAACUGAUUUUUUGUACUCUUAUAUAAAGUGGGAGCAUGUUAUGAUAAUCCCCCAGUACAUAUUAGUUUUAUCAGAUUAUUGUUCUUUACAGAAUUUUUAUAUGCUCACGUGGAAAUGUGAACGUAUAUUGCCGUCUCCCCUGUCCGUCCGCUCUCAAGCCAAAAGUUGUCAUCCGAUUGUUUUAAAAUUGAUAUAUUAUUAUGUUGUUUACAUUAAAGAGAUGAAGAAGCCUAUUUAAUUUCAAUAAUUUCCAUUAAUUACUUGUAGAUUUGUGUACCUUGUUUUACAUUGUGUUGCACCUUGUGAACAUUCUAAUAUCAAAAGUUAUCUGCCGCUCUGUAUGAAAUUUAUAUGCGUCAUUUAGAUUAGUAAAAAGAAGAAUCCUAUGGUUUCACUUUGUUGAACCUUGUGAAUGCUCUAACACCAAAAGUUAUCAUCCAAUCUUUGUGAAUUUGUGAAAUUUAUGUGCAUUAUUUAAAUAAGUGAAAUUUCAGCAAUUUCCGUCAAUUACUUCUAGAUUUAUGGCUCUUGUUUUACUUUGUGAAACUUGUGAACAUUCGAACGACAAAAGUUAUCAUCCGAUCUGUAUGAAAUUUAUAUGCAUUAUUUAAAUUAGUAAAACGAAAAAGCUUGUCAAUUUUCAACAAUUUCUGUAAAUUACUUCAGAGUUAAGGCCCUUGUUUCAGUUUGUAGAACCUUGUGAACCCUCAAAUGACGAAAAUUAUAAUCUGAUUUGUCUGAAAUUGUCUUGUAAAUGGCCCCAAUUACCUACAAAAGAAUAAAUAUGCGACAACCCUUAUCAACUGCUCGGACGAUUUAGCUGCUGUGGGCAUAUGUUUCAUUGCCUGGCAACCUAUCUUAUAAAACUAGUUGGGAUCUAUCAACAUGUCAUGAAGAUAUUCCUAAUUUAGUUGAUUAUUGAUGUUAAAUCAUCAAAAACACUGAUUUGAAAUGGCUACUUUAUAACAUCCAACAUGUCUUGUUGUUUGACCAGCUUCCUGUUAUUUGGGUGUUUGUUUAUAACACACUACCCAUUUUUGUCCCUCACCUUUUAAAGAAAGCAGGGAACUAUUAAAAUAAGUUCGUCUGUCUGUUUCUCCGCCUGUUUGUUGAAUGGUUUUACUGAGUUCGAUGAUGAACAUUUUCUGUGUGGGCUAAGCAGAGAUAUGCAAAUUACGUGGGUGAAACUUUGGAACAUGGGAUACAGAUACAUUACAUUACAUUAGUACCUUUACUAAGUUCAAUGCUGAGCAUUUGCUGUUUAGGUUUCAAGCAGAGAUAAACAAUUUGAUUGGAGUCAAGACCUUGGAACACAAUAACUUUGAUUCUAAUUGUGUGAGAGUGAUCAAUCCCUUGACAUUAACCCCGUUUACAUUACAAAUUUUAAGUGUACCAGGCACGGUUAGCUUCGCUUUUUUGUAGUGUAAACUGGUCAAACGUAAGCGUGCCGCGCCUGGUACGGUGCCAAUCUGGCCCACUGAAGUGAGGUGGUCUCAGAACGGUACCAGGACCGGCUCGCUUUAAGUUUUCGUAGUGUAAAAGCUAACCGGUCUGAGCACGGAUUACUGCGCAUGCGCCAUAUGAACCUUAGCCUUUUUCCCCGCAAACUUUGACCGCUCUGUCAUCAGUUCUGUCAAAAUGGCUGCUCAAACUAAAUCAACCAUCAUAAUUGUUUUCAUCUGGGUAAUUUGUAUAGGUACUGAAAUUAACUUUUCUGUGAAGGGUUCCACAUUUAGCAUGCUUGGCACGAUUCUGAGACCGCGUUAUUUUAGAGUAAUGUAAACGGGUCAAUUUCUUGAAAUUUAUCGCCGCCUGUUACUGUGCCCAGAAUGGCACGCUUAUCGCAGCCAAGUGUAAACGGGGCUUAAGUUCGAUAAAGAGCAUUGCCUGCAUUAACACGAGAAUUUUCAAACUCAGUAUUGUUUAGGUUAAUUAGGUGAAUGCAUUUUUAACUUAGGCUAAGCAGAGAUAAGCAAUUUGAUUGAUCUAGACUUUUGGACACAAUAAUAACCCUGCUUCUUAUUGAAAUAGAAUUUUCAAACUUCGGGGUGGCAAGUUUGGAGGUCACAUGCUUGAUCCCUACAUCGGCCAAUAAAGUUCAUUGGGAUUUUCAGACGUAGUUUCCCCGUGUCAGUGGUGCAGGACGGAGGGCCUGACAAGGACAGCUGUCUAGUCAUUCGGAUGGGACGGAAAACAGAGGUCCUGUGUAUACAUUGGCAUGCACGUAAAAGAUCCCUUGCCAGUUGGAAUUCGAUAGAAGAUUUCCCCUCAUAGCACACUGUAUGGCAUAUUCCCAUCUUCAUUAGCCCAGGCGGAGCAGAACAGUAGGACAUUAAACCCCAUUUCAUUAUAUAUAUUGUGAGUAAUGUUGUCAGUACCAUUUACAACUACCAGUACCAUUUACAACUACCAACUACAUUAAGUCACUCAAUGAGCAACAAGUAUCAUGUCAUCAUAUUUGUCUGUGUUUGUUGAUAAUUCCAGUUCUGGACAUUAUUAAAAAUAUUUAGUAUCGGGGGCGCCAUUGUUACACUCAACUAAUUAAGGAGCAAUUUUCAAAUUAUUAUCUUUUGUGUUAAAAGAUUGAAUAUUUGAUACUACUAAUUCAAAUUGAAUCUCAUGUCCCAUUCCAUAAUUGAAUAGCCAUAUGUUUAGAAAUAGGACUAUAACAUUGUUCUUGCUGUUGCAUGUUUUCGAAUAUUUUUUUUUAUUCUCAGCACAAAUUUAAUAGCUAUUGACAGUUGUUUCAUAUUUAUUAUGCAUAUGUGUUUAGUUGGUACCCUUAGGUACACAUUAGUUAAUGUAAAGAUCAAAGGGAAAGGUUGGGAAAAACCUAGUAAAGCCAAAAUAAGGAGUGACCAGUAUUGAAAUCAGAUUCAUUCCAUCUGACUGACCAUACGCCCAAACUCAAAACAUCUUAUUCCCUUUUUGUUGGAAUCCAGAGUCCACUUAGUUAUGGGUAUGAUUUACCAGUCUGUAACCCUAUCCAAACUAGUCUUGUGUACAUUCAGGGAAUAUAGUUUUGCUGUGAGAGCUCCAGUUCGAUGGCUUUUGAGUUACUUUGUGGUCAAACCUAUUGUGUGUUAGACUGGUGCAGAAAAGGUGAUUAGCAGAAAAGGUGAUUAUUUUAGUUCUGCAAUUUGAUGUAGUUUUUAAAUUGAAUGAAUAAGUUGGGAAAUGUCAAGUGCCAUUAGUUUAAUAAUACUCCAGAAGAAUAUACAUGUACCCCUUUAUAUAACAAUGAGUAUGCUGAUUACAUCAGUUAAAAUCUAUAUUUGAUAUACAUGUACAAUGUAAGAGUUUUCUUUUUGGUGUGAAUGCAUUUGUUUAAUUGUACAGUAUUUAGUAGAUACAUCUAGUUUAUAGAUAUUGUGCAUUUAAGUAGAAACAUGUAGUUUACAGAUAUAUUGUACAUUUAUUAUUGACAUACUAUCUGUGUUACCCUUUAGGGUUUUUUUGUUCAUAAUAUUUUUUUCAGCCCCUAAAGUUUAUUUCUCCUUUUAAGUCUAAAUAAGAAACACUGUUAUAAAAUGUACAAAGGCAGCCUAAAUCAAGUAGGACACAUGAAUUAUUUUCACUGAAUGAAAUACUAAAUCAUGCUAACUGUAAUGUAUGAUCUGACUGGUUGAAUGGGGUUUGACAGGGUGUGUAUGAUUUAACCAAAAAUAUCUUUGUUUAAUUCUCGGUUUGUUGCAAUUUUACUUCAUUCAUACUAAAACUUGAUAAAUAAAGGUAUUAAUGAUAUAA
Molecule: messenger RNA, 6204 nt
Organism: Patella vulgata (common limpet)
Lineage: Eukaryota; Metazoa; Mollusca; Gastropoda; Patellidae
Product: sentrin-specific protease 8
Exons: 6
Coding region: 89-832 (247 amino acids)
Biological process (GO): proteolysis
Molecular function (GO): cysteine-type peptidase activity; deNEDDylase activity
Source: RefSeq, a predicted model, not a curated record